Messenger RNA from Dipodomys spectabilis (banner-tailed kangaroo rat), 2284 nucleotides. It is a transcript of the gene Fyb2, whose product is annotated as FYN binding protein 2. Gene Ontology annotation, cellular component: plasma membrane. Gene Ontology annotation, molecular function: protein binding. The record is from RefSeq and is a predicted model, not a curated record. Gene Ontology annotation, biological process: protein localization to plasma membrane; integrin-mediated signaling pathway; T cell receptor signaling pathway. The transcript is spliced from 21 exons. NCBI's taxonomy places the organism in Eukaryota, Metazoa, Chordata, Mammalia, Rodentia, Heteromyidae. The coding region runs from base 19 to 2190 and encodes 723 amino acids.
CUACCUCCCAGGAAAGCUAUGGAAGAGGAAGAGGUAAGAAACUUCAAGGAACUUCGAGCCAAAUUUCAAAAGUUUGACACUCCACCUCUUCCAGGACCUAUCAGAUUCCCAGCAGGUGUUCUUCAAAAGAGUGACAGGGCAUGCAUACAAUCAACCCAGAUUUGGGCCAAUGGGAAGCCUCUCGCAUCCAAUUUCAAUUGGCCCCCAUCAUAUUGUUCCAGCCGGGAGUCUCAGGCUCCCAAAUCGCAGAAGAUGAAGUUUACUCCAAAGAGUGAAAUUCAGAAGUGUUUAAGUUCCCCAGAACCUCCAGAAAAGUCUACAGUGGACUCACAAAAUUCUCAGAAGGCUUCUUUGCUGUUAGCAGGGACCCAGUCAAGCACUAAGCUAUCCCAUGAGCAGGAAGGAAUGGCGGCCAACAGCUUCAGAGACAAACUCUGGAACUGGGAGAAGGUUUCGUCUCAGAAGAGCCAGAUGUCUCCACCCAUUCUCAUUAACUCUGGCAAUAAGACCUUCUGUCAAGAAGAGCAGAAAAGCACAAGACUUGCUCCAGAAAGGCCAAGAAAAAAACUGGAAUCAACAGGCCCUCAGACUUUUCCUUCUCAGAGGAACUCAAUAGCCCAGAGAGAAUCAUGUGUGACCUCAAAAGAGCCCCCUUUUCUACUUCUUCAAAAUGGUAGGAAGAGUGAGGGGGACCCCAGUGCUGAGAGAAGCAAGACAGCCAACUCUGCCCCUGAAAACCAGCCAGAUAGCAGGCAUCACCAGCUCCCCCAAACAAAGCCACUGCCUUCCAUCGAAUCUCUGGGUCCACCUCCCCCAAAGCCGCCAAAGCCCCCCACCGUGAACCUCCAGGCCUUCCAGAGACAAUCGGUUGGUAUGACCAAGACCCCAAAAGAAGUGUCUGUGAAGGAGGACCAUUUGUCUCCAGAGAGUGCUGAAUUUGAAGAACCACAUAAUUAUGAGGCAACCAUUUCCUAUCUGAGACACUGCAGCAACUCCAUUAACCCCAGUGCUGUAGAAGAAAUUGCUGAUGUUACCUAUGAAGUUGAAAUCGAAGAACUCCAAAAGCCUUGGAAGAGCCCUCAUCAAGAAUUAAGGCAAGUUUUCUCUUCCAAACCCAUUAGUUCUUGGCCUGAACAUGAAGAUGGAGAUAUAAACAUGAAGGAAAAAGAAUCGUAUGAAUUGCAGCCUCCAAAUCCAGAAAAGGAUCUACAUUUAAACCCUCUUUUGAAGGUAGGUGUCUGUGAAAUGACACCUGGAAAAAUCCAGAUGCCUGGAGACCACAGAGAUAGAAGUUGCAUGCCAGAUGGAAAGCAGGAAAGCAUGGUCAACAUCAUCCAGACAAAGGCCUGUCCUGAAGACAGGAAACUAACCAGACACUCCCAAAGUCAGGGUGGGUACGUGCAGGCUUUGGAAGUGACUAAGGAAAUCUCAGAUUCAACAGCCUUCAGGUCAAGUUCCCCUUCAGAAGAGACCUAUGAUGAUGUGGAGUAUCCUAAGACAGACGUACCAAAGCUGGACUUUUCAAGCUCAUUUGCCUCUGAGAGUGAAGAAAAUAGUGAAGAAAUGUAUGAAGAUAUCUAUAAAACAAAGAGCAAUCACCCCAAAAUAGAUUUAGAUGGAAAAGAAACACUUAAAAGACUCCAACAUUUCUUCAAAAAAGAAAAGGAUAAACUUAAAAUGAAGAAAACCAAAUCAAAAGAAAAUAUAAGGGCGUUUUCCAUUUCCCUGCCUGACUUGGGUCUUAAGUCUCAGGAAGUUAUUAUCUAUGAUGAUGUGGACACAAGUAAAAAAGAGCCAAACAAUGAAGAUAAACUGAAAACUUGGAAGCCGAAGUUUUUUAAUCCAAAGGGGAAAAAAGAGAAGGAAGAUGCCAAAGGAACAGAAAGUUUUCCUUCUAGAAAUUUCUUCAGAACCAAGAAGCAAAACUUAGAAAAUAAAAUGGAAAGAGAAGAAAAACUUUUUAGAGAAAGAUUUCAGUAUGACAAAGAGAUUGUAGUCAUCAACAGAGCAGUAGCAUGUUCCAGUAACUCAAGAAAUGGAAUAUUCGAUUUGCCAAUAACUUCUGGAGAACAACUAGAGGUCAUCGAUACCACGGAGCAAAAUAUGGUGAUAUGCCGCAAUUCUAAAGGCAAAUAUGGAUAUGUGCUCAUUGAACAUCUACAGUUCCAGCACCAAGGUUGGUCACGUUAGGAAGAUCAAGGUCAAGUGUGAAGGACAAAGGCCUGAAUAGGCGUAAAGGGCUCCAGGACUGAGCCCUUCCUCAAGAACUUUGCUUCUUGUCAAA